Molecule: messenger RNA, 1788 nt
Organism: Microthlaspi erraticum
Lineage: Eukaryota; Viridiplantae; Streptophyta; Magnoliopsida; Brassicales; Brassicaceae
Source: the annotation of a GenBank genome assembly
AUGGCGUUUAUGAGACUUGGCUCCAAAUCCGAAGCUUUCCAUCGCGAAGGCCAAACCUGGCUUUGCACCACAGGGCUCGUGAGUGAUGUUACCAUCGAAGUUGGAGACAUGAAGUUUCAUCUCCACAAGUUCCCAUUGCUCUCUCGAAGUGGCCUUCUUGAGAGGCUAAUCGAAGAGUCAUCAACCGACGAUGGGUCAGGCUGUGUUUUGAGUCUCGACGAAGUCCCAGGAGGCGGCAAAACGUUCGAGCUGAUAACGAAAUUCUGCUACGGUGUGAAGAUCGAGCUCACCGCGUUCAACGUUGUUAGCCUCAGAUGUGCAGCUGAGUACCUCGAGAUGACUGACAACUACGGAGAAGGCAAUCUCGUUGGCAUGACUGAGACUUUCCUCAACGAAGUGUUUGGGAACUGGACUGACUCCAUCAAGUCUCUCCAGACUUGCGAGGAAGUCACUGAUUACGCUGAAGAUCUCCACAUCAUCUCCAGAUGCGUUGAUUCUUUAGCCAUCAAAGCUUGCGCUGACCCGAGCCUUUUCAACUGGCCAGCGAAGAAUGCAACGAGCGACAAGAACACUGAAGACGCUUCUGAGUCUCAUCUAUGGAACGGGAUCUCAGCUUCUGGAAAGAUGCUGCAACAACCUACGGGUGAAGAUUGGUGGUUUGAUGACGCUUCUUUCCUCAGCUUGCCUCUCUUCAAAAGACUCAUCACCGCUAUCGAAUCACGAGGCAUGAAGCUCGAGAACAUUGCCAUGGCGGUUAUGUACUACACGAGGAAGCACGUUCCUCUGAUGAACAGACAAGCGACCAUUGACGAGCAGGUGAUGGACACGCCAACAACAACAACUCCUUCUGAGUCAGAGCAGAAGGAAGCCCUUGAAGAGAUCGUCGGGUUGCUUCCGAGAAAGAAAGGUGUGAACCCGACCAAGUUUCUCCUCAGGCUGCUUCAAACUGCAAUGGUGCUUCACGCGAGCCAGUCCUCGAGGGAGGAUCUUGAGAGACGUAUUGGGAAUCAGCUGGACCAAGCUGCUCUGGUUGAUCUUCUUAUACCAAACAUGGGAUACUCUGAAACGCUUUACGACGUCGAAUGCGUUCUGAGGAUGAUCGAACAGUUUGUUUCUUCGACGGAGCAAGCAGGGGUCGUCCCUUCUCCUUGCAUCAUCGAGGAAGGACAUUUGGUGAAGGAUGGUUCCGAUUUGCUUACUCCGUCGACGUUAGUGGCAACUCUCGUUGACGGUUAUCUCGCGGAGGUGGCGCCUGAUGUUAACCUGAAGCUGGCAAAGUUCGAGUCCAUCGCUGCUGCGAUCCCUGACUAUGCAAGACCACUAGAUGAUGGUGUUUAUCACGCAAUCGAUGUCUACUUGAAGGCGCAUCCGUGGAUUACGGAUUCGGAGAGGGAGCAUAUAUGUAGGCUGAUGAAUUGCCAGAAGCUGUCACUGGAAGCUAGCACGCAUGCUGCACAGAACGAGAGGCUGCCUCUACGUGUGAUUGUUCAGGUUCUGUUUUUCGAGCAGCUUAGGCUCAGGACAUCUGUAUCGGGCUGGUUCUUUGUCUCUGAGAACCUAGACAACCCUGAGAAUCCCAACGGAGGCAAUGGGGGUAUGCUUAAACCGAGAGGUGAGAACGUGAGAGAGAGGGUUUCUGAGCUGGAGAAAGAGUGUAUGACCAUGAAGCAAGAACUUCAGAAGCUGGUGAGGUCCAAGAGAAGUUGGAAGAAUUUCACUAGGAAGCUCAACUUCAAGAAGAAAUCAGAAUGCUGCAAGCCCAAGGAUCAAGCAACUCCAGCAAUUUAG